Molecule: messenger RNA, 2240 nt
Organism: Hydractinia symbiolongicarpus
Lineage: Eukaryota; Metazoa; Cnidaria; Hydrozoa; Anthoathecata; Hydractiniidae
Product: phosphatidylserine synthase-like
Exons: 14
Coding region: 37-1557 (506 amino acids)
Biological process (GO): phosphatidylserine biosynthetic process
Molecular function (GO): L-serine-phosphatidylethanolamine phosphatidyltransferase activity
Source: RefSeq, a predicted model, not a curated record
AGCGUAAAAUUAUGUUCAGUCCCCUGGCUAUUCAAAAUGGCGUUCUCCGCAGACGAGUUGCACGAGUUGCAGAAAAUUGGAAAAAGGAAAAGAACUUCAAGCCUUGGUUCCUUUACAACAUCAUGUGACGAACAUGAAGAACUUGACCCAGGUGAACAAAGAGUUGAAGAUGUCACCAUCCAAUUUUUUUACAAGCCAAGGACUAUGACUCUACUCUGUGGAAUACUAAUUUUUAUGUUGUAUUUUGCAUUUGCCAGAGAUGCAGAUCAAAACCAACAUGACAAUUUCUGGCAUGGCUCACUUGCUGUUUUUGUGGUAUUCAUGUUGUUGAGUUUGUUAAUAUGCCCAAAUGGUCCCUUUGUGCGACCACAUCCUGCUGUAUGGCGAUUGGUGCUUGGAGCAAGUAUUGUGUAUACAUUAUGUUUGACAUAUGCACUGUUUCAAAGUUACAAGGACAUCAUUGCCAUGCUUCACUAUUUUGAUCCUAGUUUAAAAGAUGCCAAACCAGACACUGAGAAUUUGGAUAGUGCUGAGAAAAAUGCCAAAACCUGUCGAAGUCCUUGCCAAGGCUUGUCAGUGCUUUUGCCAGUAUCUUCGCAUUUUUUUCUGGUGUAUGCUGAGGACUGCUCAUUUCAAGUUGUGUGGUCUCGCUUAGAUAUUUUUGUUGUAGCCCACUUUCUUGGAUGGGCAGUGAAGGCUUUAAUGUUAAGACAUGCUGGACUGCUGUGGUUAUUAAGCAUCAUGUGGGAAUUUACAGAGAUUGCUUUCUCACAUCUUUUGGAAAAUUUUAAAGAAUGUUGGUGGGAUUCGAUUAUACUUGAUGUUGUUAUAUGCAAUGGUUUGGGUAUUCAUUUCGGUUUGUACCUCUGUAAAAAAUUGGAAAUGAGGGAAUAUCGUUGGGAAAGUAUAAAAGAUAUUCAGGGAGCUUCCAAGAAAAUUAGAAGAGCUGUGUUACAGUUUACGCCUGUGAGCUGGACAGAAGUACGAUGGUUCGACCCGAAAUGCAUAAAGAUGAGAUAUACGUCACUAUGUUUGCUAUGUAUCAUCUGGCAGAUUUCAGAGUUAAACACGUUCUUCUUGAAGCAUGUGUUUGUUCUUCCCACUGGUCAUUAUCUCAAUGUUGGACGUGUUGUUCUAAUCAGUUUAGUUGUUAUGCCUACCCUCAGGCAGUUUUACUUAUAUGUAACAGACACUAGAUGUAAAAGAAUUGGUACCCAAUGUUGGAUGUUUGUUUGUAUCACCUUCUUCGAAGCUAUUUUAUCUGUGCGCCAUGCCAAGGAAUUGUUUUCCAUGACCGAAUUUACAAAAGUGGCUAUCUGGAUUGUCUUUCAAAUGUUCCUGUGUUUUUUAUUGAUUUAUUAUCUUGUUAUAUGGCGUGAAAAGAAGUCAGCUAAAAAGGACUAUCCUGUGGAAUUAAAAAAACAAUCGACGAAUACUUACAAUCUUCGUUUUAAAGAAGACACGAUGAGUCAAGAUUAUGAUGGAGAUGCAGAAGAGAAUUUUGAGAAGCUGAGAAAAAGAAAACCGCUCCACAGAGCAGCCAAAGCAAAACGCUAAAAUCAUCAAACUUUUGUAUGCCGUUGGAUAAACACGUUGGCUACAGCACAGCAGCACUCUCCCUUGUAGAUCUUCUGUAGUUUUGUAAAAGAUAUUUGAAAUGUAAUAAAUGGUAUACGAAAAAAAACACUACGAAAAAGUGUUUUAAAGAUUUUUUAAAAUAUCACACCUUUCAAGCAUACUCAUAAUGAUGGUGAUACUUUUCACACUUCCGACGCGAUGAAUAUUCAGAAUCCCUUGUCCCUUUAAAUUUUAUUAUUCGCAAAGACGUGACUGAGAAUACCAUAGAAAUAGAACUUUCUAAGUCAUUUAACAUUUUUCUGUGACUUGUGUUGUUGUUUUUUUCAGAUGUAAGAUCUUUUCGGAAAGGAAAUAUAAUUUAUUUUUAAAAGUUAUACUCAAGAGGAUGAUAAGUGUAAAACAUUCACUCUUAACUCUUCAAUAUUCCCCUUCGAAAAAUAAAUAAAUAGUUUCACCAUUGGGAACAUCGUCGUUUUUUUAGUAUAAAUGGCUAAUAAUAAAAAAAUCGAUUUUUUGAUACAAUAAAGGUAUACUGUCACCUUAACCAUAAUCUUAUUAACCACAAGUAAUACUUGUCUUUGUUUCACUCUGUUUUUACUGUGCUGUAGAAUUGGUUUUUAAUGAACAGUUUUCGGAAGUGUCUAAUCUUGUGUAGCAAGCAU